This is a messenger RNA of Leguminivora glycinivorella, 1609 nucleotides long. RefSeq lists its product as uncharacterized. The coding region runs from base 461 to 1609 and encodes 382 amino acids. NCBI's taxonomy places the organism in Eukaryota, Metazoa, Arthropoda, Insecta, Lepidoptera, Tortricidae. The record is from RefSeq and is a predicted model, not a curated record. The transcript is spliced from 3 exons.
AAGACUUAGCGCGGUUUGACAGAUACAUGUCAUACAAUAAAUGUUUACAAAUACGAAAUAUUUUUAGUUAAUACAUUUAUAAAUCAUCUUGUUGUGCGGAUUGCGUGUAACGAAAAUUGUUCUAGUGUUUUGUGUUACAUUAAAAAUGACGUCUACUAUGAAUACUAUGAUGUACUUUCACGUACGAAAUAGGCCUCUCAGAACUCAGAACCGGCCUUAAUGAAACCGUACCGUACCAGAAGAUCGCUUCAGGAUCGUUCGCCCUCAUUUUUAACUUUUAUACGCUUUUACUCUGCUUCCUGGUCUCAAAGAACUCUCACGCAGCACAUUUUACCUUCUGGGCUGUCCGAUAUUUCCGGAAGCCAUCCCAGAUGCAAUUGAGUCCAGAAGACGGCUCCUUCUGCGUGCCCAGGAGCGCCUCCAAAAUAUAGGUACCCACGUCGCCCUGAUUUUGCUUAGAAUGUGUUUUGCAGUACCAAAAGUAACUUACCUUUUAAGAACAACUCCGACGUGGUUGUGCCCUGAAGAGAUAUCUUAUUUUGACGACACUUUGAAAGAUACAACUGAAAUUAUACUAAACGUGUCUCUCUCUGUUGACCAGUGGACCCAAGCUUCCCUGCCUGUGCGUCAUGGUGGCCUGGGGUUAAGGCGCGCUGGGGACGUAGGCCUACCAGCCUUCCUAGCUUCAGCACAUGGAGUCGCUGAUCUUGUUUCUAGAAUAUUACAUUCUCAUAGAGACAGUGUCACGAUCCCCUUCGUUAGGGAUGCGCUGGCAAUAUGGUCUGACCGAUUCCCCACUGCAUCCUUGCCCGAGGUUCCACAAGUGCAGAGAGCUUGGGAUGAUGCUGGUGCCAGAAUCACACUUUCCCGUCUUUUUAGCGCCGCUUCAGGUGUAGACUUGGCAAGACUCCGGUCGGUGUCUAAGGUAGAAGCAGGAGCUUGGUUGCAAGCUUUGCCUUCUCCUCAUCUGGGAACUCUCCUCGACAGUGACUCAAUGCGUGUGGCUGUGGCUUUCCGCCUGGGCUGUGAUGUUUGUAUACCUCACAAAUGCAUCUGCGGCUCCACGGUGGAAGCUAACGGCCAUCACGCUUUGAGUUGCCGUCGCUGUGCAGGAAGAUUUCCUAGACACCACGCGCUCAACGACAUCGUCCGGAGGGCCCUGGUAUCGGCAAACAUCCCUUGCGUACUAGAACCACCGGGCCUCUGCCGCACUGAUGGAAAACGUCCUGACGGCUUAACCCUGGUGCCUUGGCAGAAAGGUAAGUGCCUACUGUGGGACGCCACAUGCGUCAGCACUUUCGCCGCCUCACACCUAAGCCGGACGGUACAGGCAGCCGGCGCUGCUGCAGAAUCUGCAGCUCUGCUAAAAAGAGCUAAAUAUUCUGCGCUUGAGGCGAAAUAUUAUUUCGUUCCCCUCGCCUUUGAGACGACGGGGUGUUGGGGGUCAGAGGCCAUAGCGUUCAUACGGGAGUUGGGUCUUAAGCUGAGGGAAAGGACCUCCGAUGCUCGUGCGGGCUCGUACCUGGUGCAAAGGUUGUCCAUUGCCAUCCAACGCGGCAAUGCGGCAAGUUUAAUGGGCACCUUUGCACCCGUCCAGUCUGAGCCAUGA